AUGUCGAGUCCAGCAGUGGGAUCGGAUGCGUGGAAGGCCCAAGACAAAGGGCCAACAAUCGUCGUUGUCUGCUGGAUAGUGACCGCCGUCAGCACCUUAUUCGUUCUCGGCCGAGUCUAUGUCAGGGGAAGAAUCAUGAGAAAGUUCCACAGCGAUGACUGGUUCAUUAUUCUAGGGCAGAUUUGCGGUUACAUCUCAACGGCUCUCUCGACGGUCGCAGUAUCCUACGGAAACGGGAGGCACAUGACACUGCUAUCGACCGAACAGCAGCAAGGCGCCAUACUCUGGACCACGGCCGCCUUCUGUCCUGGAAUCAUGUCUUUCGGUCUUCCCAAGAUGGCCGUCGUCUCUCUGCUGACGCGCCUGAUGAAUCCCGGCAAGUAUCACAAGUGGUUCCUGUGGUGGAUGGCGAUCUGGUGUCAGUUGACGUUAUUCGUCACGGCUGGGCUGCUACUUGGCCGCUGCAUGCCAGCCAGGUCGCUGUGGGACUUCUCUGUUCCGGGAACGUGCUUCGACGUGAGCAUUUUGGUGAACUUUUGCAUUUACGCUGGAGCAUUCUCUGCCUUCGUCGACGUCUACCUCGCUGUAUACCCGGCCAUCGUGCUUUUCAGCCUCCAGAUGUCUACCAAGAAGAAGAUUGCCCUGUCUUGUGCCCUUGGCAUUGGUUCAGUUUCUGGUGUUGUGGCCAUCUACAAGACGACCCGUAUCCCCUCUCUCGGAAGCAAGGACUUUUCCUACGAUACUUCUGAUCUAGUGGUUUGGACAGUUAUCGAGGGAAGCACCAUCAUCAUCGCAAGCUCGAUCCCCGUCAUGCAGCCACUCCUUGAGCUCAUCUUACGACGCAACCCCUUCAGCUCCGGCAAGGGAACCAAGCCCACGCCACAAUACUACGAGAACUACGGCUCGCAGAGCAAGUCCAAGUCGCGCGGAGGGACGAUCGAACUCGGCCAACGCAAACCCAAAUCCAAGCCUAAAGACGACCUUGGCUUUACCAUCAUCGACGACGGUGACAGCCAGGAGAACAUUUUCAAGCCAGCGGCAGACCACCAAACGUCUGCGGCGUCGGGAUCCCCAACACCCACGUCGAACCACAGCGACUCGAGUCACCGCGCCCCCGAUGGGAAGAUUGUCCGAACCGAUUUCCCCAGGCCGUACGUCGCGACGAUGUCGGACCCGUUAUCUACCGCCGGGAGCGUGGUAGGCAUUAUUUCGCUGGGCAUUCAAGUCACGCAGUCAUUGUAUGACUACUACAGUGCAUUCAAAUCGCAGCCUUCUGACGUGAGCCACACGUUGCAGAAGCUUCAAAGCCUGCAGACCGCGCUUCAGCAACUCUCAUCUCAACUUACCGACCGAAGUCCUCCACCUGGGGACUCGGAGUUGGCACAAAACAUCGAGACUACUGUCAGACAGUGUGAAGAAUGCAUCGAAGAAUUGGAAGAAGAGGUGAAGAAAUUCCAAAAGACCAAGACCGACAGCAUCACGUCGAACCUCAAAGCCACAGGCCGACGCUUAGCGUAUCCCUUCCGGCAGAGUACGCUGCAUAAGCUGGACGAAGACAUCGAUGACCUCGUCAGUCGCUUGUCCUUUGCUCUGUCGUUACUCCAGCAGAAGACCGUCGAUCACAUACAGGAUGAUGUUCAAGAUAUGAGAGCAAUCCUCGACCUCAUUCGGGCACAACAAGUGUCCGACGAAAUUCAAGACUGGUUGAACGCGCCGGACGCCUCCGUCAACUUCAACGAAAAUCACAAGAAGAAGCAUCCAGGAACCGGGCUGUGGUUGGUCAAGGGGCCUAAUUUUGCCACAUGGCUAGACAAGCAGAACUCGUUCCUGUGGCUCAAAGGGUUCGCUGGGUGCGGCAAGUCGGUUCUGUGCUCAACUGCAAUUCAACACACCAUGCGCCGGCGUGGGUUUGACUCUUCAUCUCGGGUUGGUGUCGCCUUCUUCUUCUUCACUUUCAACGACAACACCAAGCAGAGCACAUCAGCUAUGCUACGUGCUCUCAUACUGCAGCUAUCUGGCCAAGUCAAGGAUUCGCCCAUCGCUCUAACUCAAUUGCACAAGCAAAACAAGCGCACUGCCCCUACAGACUCGAGUCUUCUUGACUGUCUUCGUCAAAUCUUGUCGACAUUCCAAGAUGUCUACAUACUACUCGAUGCUCUAGAUGAGAGUCCUCGAGGGACCCAUCGAGAAGCCGUGCUUGAUGCACUGGCGGGAAUGAGAGGUUGGACAGGUACUCAUUUGCACCUGCUCGUAACAAGUCGGGACGAAGUCGACAUAAGGGAUGCACUUCAAGCAACCGAUGAAGAGUCCGUUUCGUUACAAAGCGAGGGAAUAGACCGAGACAUUGCCGACUUCGUCUCGCAGCACCUGCGAGAUAAUCGUCGUCUUCACAAGUGGAGAGACUCAUACGAUGAAAUCGAAGAUGUCUUAACUCAAAAAGCCAAGGGAGUAUUUCGAUGGGUGGAAUGCCAGUUCAGAGAUCUUGCCUCUUGCCCAAAGAGUCCGAGUCUCCUCACCAAGCUGCUUCACUCACUACCCCAGACGCUGGACGGGACAUACGAACGCAUGAUUCAAAAUAUCCCGCCCAUCUCGAGAGACUAUGCCCGCCAGAUGUUGACGGUUCUCUGUUGCGCUACAAGGCCUCUGACAGUUCCGGAACUCAUCGAUGCGCUUGCAGUCGACUUGAGUGGUACGCCCAAGUUUGACGCUAGGCGUAAACUCACAGACCUUGACGGCCUCCAGGAGGUUUGUCCAGGCUUCAUUGAGAUUGAUCUCAAUAAGGUCACAGGAUCGAUCACAGUGCGCCUCGCUCACUUCUCUGUUCAAGAAUAUCUCGAAUCUGGUAGAAUCCUCGAAGAUGGUCUUGCAGCACCGUUCAUUAUACGGAGAAACCACGGGCAUGGAACCAUAGCAUCUAUUUGUUUGACGCUUCUUGUACACCCUCAACUGUGGUGUUUAAGUCCGGACGACGCCCGAACCGAGUUUCCACUUGCUCAGUACGCAGCAAAGGAGUGGCUGUAUCACUACACCAAAAGCACCAAGACGGAGCGUCUUGAUGCUCAAACUGUUCAGCUGAUGGCCGGUGGGGAUGAGCCAUUCAAUAGCUGGGUUCACAUAUGGAAUGUGCUUGAUACUGAGGGAAAAGUUCGCCGGGCCAACAUUCCUACCGCAUUAUACUAUGCCUCUCGGUAUGGCAUCCAACCCGUAGUGGAGUAUCUUUGCAGACCCCAAAAUCUGGGCCUCAACGACAUGCUGAACGCCCAAUACGGGGAGUAUGAGACGCCACUACAAGCAGCAGCCGCGUAUGGCCACACAGAGGCGGUCCAACUACUGCUGCAGAACGGCGCCAAUGCGAGAGCAACACAUUGCUAUGAUGACCUAUUGAGCAGUCCACUUUAUGCAGCCGCAAGAUUUGGGUCUUGCGAGAUUGUGGAAAUGCUGGUCAAUGGAGGCGCCAACAUUGAUGCUAUGAUCGAUACAGGAUAUUCGUUCACUACAGCCCUCUACGAAGCUGCGAAAUUUGGCCACUCCGUCCUCGUGCGAUGGUUGCUAGACAAGGGUGCCAAGACAGACGACAUUGCAAGCGACUCUGCUGCUCUAUUGGGAGCCGACGUCAACAUGACAUGCGGUGGAGUAGGGUCUGCCCUUCAAGUAGUCUGCGGCGACGGAGGACACGGCGAUCUCGCAGAGUUGCUCUUGAAACACAACGCCGACGUUAACCUCCAGAGUGGCUAUUACGAGACAGCGCUCAUCGCAGCGUCUGCUAAGGGCCAUGGGGAAAUGGUGGCAUUGUUGCUCAAGCAUGAAGCAGAUGUGGAUAUCUGCAGCGACGUCCACGGAACAGCCCUCACCGCAGCAAUCACAGGAUGCCACCUCGAUAUUGCGAAGACGCUACUCGAAAACAACGCUGAUGCGGACAUUCAAGGUAACAUGGCGGGUACUGCUUUACACGCAGCGGUUUCCGAGAAUUUCGUUGCUACCGCCAAAUUACUGAUUGAUCACGGCGCCGACGUCACCAUACAGAGAGGAUAUGAUGAUGCUACGGCACUCAGCUUGGCGAGCCACGCUCUGAUCCAAUGGGAGAACCCGCCGCCGGCAAACUACCCCGAGCCGAAUCAAGUCUACACCGAGGGACAGGACAUAGAACUACGAUGGAGCACGAGCUUCGCGACAGUGGAUAUCUCUGUCACCCAAGGAACGAGCGCGAACGAUCCGGCUGGGUACAUCUUCAAAGGCGUGACCUCGCCCAAAACGUGGAAAGUCAACUUCGCCCAGAUGGCAUCGUUUCUCGAUAGGAGCCUGACGGAAGUGUACUACUUCCGGAUGUACGAAGCCGGCGCGGGCGGCCUGGAUUUCGAGACGUCUCACUACUUCAACCUUACCGCGGCCGCGACUUCCGCGACGUCGACGCCCGCCUCUUCGCCGACGAGUUCACCUUCGUCCACCCCGACACCUUCGCCCGAUCCAAAUACGUUUAGCGGGGGUGCCGUUGCGGGAGUUGCGGUGGGGGCGGUGGCGGGGACCUUAAUCAUCGGUGGCAUCGUCGGUUGGGUGAUCUGGAGGCGUAGGCGAAAGGCGAGGUUGACGGCCGAGGUUCCGGUUCAAGGUCAGGAUAAGACUCCUCUGGCGGCAUCGCAUGAGCUGCUUGAUCAGAGCAGCCAACGCUUCGAGUUGAGCCAUGAACAGCGCUUUGAGUUGAACGACGAUGGAUCGAGAGGAGCAAGACACGAGAUGCCUUAG
Molecule: messenger RNA, 4740 nt
Organism: Colletotrichum karsti
Lineage: Eukaryota; Fungi; Ascomycota; Sordariomycetes; Glomerellales; Glomerellaceae
Exons: 11
Coding region: 1-4740 (1579 amino acids)
Molecular function (GO): protein binding
Source: RefSeq, a predicted model, not a curated record